AUCAAUGCACGCAUUAGAGUCUCCAGGAAUAGAAGCUGCAAAGGUAAGGCCUGAUUCAUAAGUUUCACUGCCCUUUGGCUCUCUUUAGGUACUGCAAACCUAAACAGCAGGAGCCAACAUAGAUGGCAAGCUCAUUCAAUGGCAUUCAUGACAAAGGGUCUCCAGGUUUGGUAGGAGCAUCACUGCUCCUUUGGACUGCAGUACCACAGCUUUGACCCUGACUUCAGAUCCAUGUACAACUCCACAAUGAAUGAUCAGCCCCCGUCUGUUCUUCUGCAGCCAAGCCACUAUGAACUUGAAUCUCAAGGGAUGCUCAAAAUUCUCCAAGAAAUUUGGUUUGCAACCGAGCAAACAACUCUCGAGCUCUGCUUAGGAGUUCAGAUACAAGUCCUCAACUAUACACCUUCCCACCAUCUUCUUCUUCCUAUUGCUCUCUCACAUAUUCAACAUUUUUUAUGCCACAAAACAUGCGAUCAUGCAUCCAUCAAGUUCUUGGAUCUCUCUCUCUCUCUCUCUCUCCUCCAACCACAUAGGCGCAUGCUCUUUGCUGACUUCGUUUUCAUGCCGGCAUCUGAGGAUGCAUAAACCAUGAAUGGGUAGCCAAUGUGACGAUUGUUAAUGCUACUCGGCCAACGAGGAGAUUGCACUGAAGCCAUCAUGCUUUUCUUGUUGAUUUCAAGGGCUAUAUUUUCUCGUCUCACUUCCUCUGUUAAAAGCAUUAAAGGUCUCCCCGUACUCUGCCUCGAUCAAUGGCUUCUCUACCCAUGCAGAUUGCCACUCCUUUGACGGACGAGGAUGUCGAGAAAGGAGAAGCAUCCGUCCUGGUUUCUCCGAGAAAUCCAACACCUAUGAAGACAAUCUACCUAUCCGACAUCGACCAGACCGCAGCUUUUCCUGUAGAGACCAUCUUCUUCUACGAGAUGCCACCUGACGAUGCAGCAGCAGUCACGUCCGAUGUCGUCGAAAGGGUGAAGAGCUCAGUGUCUGAUGUCCUCUUGAUCCCCUACUACUUCAUGGCCGGGAGACUCAACUUCAACCUGGAAACCAAGAGGCUGGAGCUACUCUGCAACAAUGCCGGGGCCUUGUUCGUUGGUGCAACAUCGAGACGUAGGCUAGAGGAGCUCGGCAGCCUCUCUGCACCCAACCCUUCGUUCCAGCAUCUCAUCCUUAGAACCGAUGGAUUUAAUGGCCUCCAUGAGACCCCCAUCAUUACCGUUCAGGUCAGUUCAUCCUCCUCUCAUCGGGAUGGAUGCGUAUGUAUAGACCUUGACUUCCGAUUUCCAUUGAAGGUGACCGUAUUCAGAUGCGGAGGUUUCUCAAUCGGCAUAAUGAAGAACCACAGCGUACUCGACGGGAAAUUAGCAGCCGAAAUGUUUGAGAAUCUUGCUGCCAUUUGCAGGGGUGAUGGCCUGAAGACUCUCGAGCUUCAUGUGGAUAGAUCAUGCAUCAGGGCAAGAUAUCCACCUCAGAGACGCUUCCACCACACGGAGUACACGAAGCGGAGGGAUGACACCUGCUUCACCUCCCCCGAGCAGCCCUCUCCAUCCACCGCUCUGUUACAGGUCUCCAAGAACCACGACUACAGGGUGCUGUCUCUCGCCCCUGACAUGAUCGAUGGCCUCAAGCGAAAGGCCAUGACCGAGUGCUACUCCAGCUUCGAGGCGGUGGUAGCUCACCUGUGGAGAGCGAGAACGAAGGCGGUGUUCGACGACCCGCUGGAGAUCUCCUCCGUGCUGUUCGCGGUGGACGUCAGGACCAAGAUGUCACUUCCGCUGCCUCGUGGGUUCACCGGCAACGCGGUGAUCACAGCCUCGGCGAGCGCCGGGGCGGCGGAGCUAGGCGAGCGGCCGCUCUGCUUCGCGGUGAAGAGGGUGAGGGAGGCCAUCGGAAGGGUGACGGAUGAGUACGUGAGGUCGGCUGUGGACUGGCUUUAGGUGAACAGAGGGGCGCCGUCGGUGCUCGAGAGGAACUUCUUCGUGUCGGCUUGGUGGAAGCUGCCAUUCCAUGAGCUGGACUUCGGGUGCCGGAAGCCUGUCUACGGCGGCCCGGUGGUGAGCGGCAUGCAUGAGUUCGUGCUGCUGCUUGCUGAUGGCAGCAAGGAGGGGGAGGGGAGUGGCAUCAACGUUUGGGCGGCGUUGGAGAAGGAGGAGAUGAAGAGAUUCGCGCGCAAUGUGUUUGAACUAUAAGAAUGCCACUCCA
This is a messenger RNA of Musa acuminata subsp. malaccensis (wild Malaysian banana), 2199 nucleotides long. Its product is annotated as acyltransferase GLAUCE-like. The record is from RefSeq and is a predicted model, not a curated record. Gene Ontology annotation, molecular function: acyltransferase activity, transferring groups other than amino-acyl groups. Lineage: Eukaryota; Viridiplantae; Streptophyta; Magnoliopsida; Zingiberales; Musaceae.